GCCAUGGAGCUGCUGUCGGCGCUGAGCCUGGGCGAGCUGGCGCUCAGCUUCUCCCGCGUGCCGCUCUUCCCCGUCUUCGACCUCAGUUACUUCAUCGUCUCCCUUCUCUACCUCAAGUAUGAGCCGGGCGCCGUGGAGCUGUCCCGCCGCCACCCCGCCGCGUCCUGGCUGUGCGCCAUGCUGCACUGCUUCGGCAGCUACAUCCUGGCCGACCUGCUGCUCGGGGAGCCCGUGAUCGACUACUUCAGCAACAGCGCCAGCGUGCUGCUGGCCUCGGCUGUGUGGUACCUGACCUUCUUCUGCCCGCUCGACCUCUUCUACAAGUGCGUGAGCUUCCUGCCGGUCAAGCUGGUCUUCGUGGCCAUGAAGGAGGUGGUGCGGGUCCGCAAGAUCGCAGUGGGCAUCCACCACGCCCACCACCACUACCACCACGGCUGGUUCAUUAUGAUCGCCACUGGCUGGGUCAAAGGGUCUGGCGUCGCCCUCAUGGCCAACUUCGAGCAGCUGGUGCGUGGGGUCUGGAAGCCGGAGACCAACGAGAUUCUGCACAUGUCCUUCCCGAGCAAGGCCAGCCUGUACGGGGCCGUGCUCUUCACCCUGCAGCAGACGCGCUGGCUGCCCGUGUCCAGGGCCACCCUCGUCUUCCUCUUCACCAUGUUCAUGGUGUCUUGUAAGGUGUUUCUGACGGCCACCCACUCCCACGGGUCCCCAUUCGACGUCCUGGAGGGCUAUAUGUGCCCCGUGCUGUUUGGGACGGGCUGGGCCGGCGACCACCAUGACAACCAUGGCGGCCCGCACGGUGGAGGCCCCGGCCCCCAGCACUGCCCGCCGGCCAAGACCAAGGAGGAGCUGGGCGAGGGGUCCCGGAAGAAGAAGACCAAGAAGGCGGAUUAGGGGCGGCCCAGAGGGCUCCGCAGCAGCCUCAGCCUCCUGGUACCUCGGCCGUGGCCCCCAGGGCGGGGUGCAGUGAGAGGGGUGUGUCCUCCUCCCGGGCCCCAGAGUCCCAGCUCUGGGGGCUCACGGGCUCCCCCCGGCUCCAGCCACAGCCCUGGCCAAGAUGUUCCUGGUCUGUUUCAUUUUCCUCUGGAAUGGCUUUUUUAAGGGGCUUUUUUCUUUUUUGGUACCAGGAAUUGAACUCAGGGCUUUGCGCUGGGCAGGCGGGCGCUGCGCUGCUGAGCUGCGUCCUGGCCCUGAAGUUGGUUCUUGGCUCCAAGACUCUGAGGGGCGCUCACUCCGCUCCGUCGGCGCCGCCGCCUGCGUGCCCGCUGCGACCCGGGGCAGAGGUUUCAAAGCCCCUUCUGGCCCGGGCUCCAGGGCCGGGGCUGCUGGGCGUCCCGGGCAGGUUGCUACCCAUCUCUGAGGCUCCUGCUCCCCAGCUGUAUGGCAGCGGAGACCUCUGUCCUGCCCUGCACAGAGGGCUGCUGGGAAGAUGGCCAGAGAAGGGCUCUAGGCCGGACUGGAGAGGCCAAGGUGCCCCCAAACCAAAGAAACGUGGCCAGUGGUGUGGGGCUUCCAAGCUCCGGCUCUGCCUUUGAGCCCGGAGCAUCGGCUCUCACGCAUGCUUCGCUGCGGCUCCUUGAGUCACUCGUGAAACACCCUGAACCUACUCUGGGAGCAGAGGGGUGGCAGUGAGCAGGGAGACGGCAGCGCCCUCCUCUCGGCUGUCGGGGGCGCGCGGGGUCCUGGUGUCGGAAAGUGCCUUGCCCCAGCGACCCCCGGCGGCCUCGCAGCCUGUCUUUUCCUCGUGAGUGCCCGUCCCAGCCAAACCAACCAAUAAACCCGCUGUGAAUGGACCCUUCA
This is a messenger RNA of Chinchilla lanigera (long-tailed chinchilla), 1800 nucleotides long. RefSeq names its product transmembrane protein 38A (gene Tmem38a). Gene Ontology annotation, cellular component: membrane. The record is from RefSeq and is a predicted model, not a curated record. Gene Ontology annotation, biological process: potassium ion transmembrane transport. Gene Ontology annotation, molecular function: potassium channel activity; identical protein binding. Lineage: Eukaryota; Metazoa; Chordata; Mammalia; Rodentia; Chinchillidae.